This is a messenger RNA of Rubroshorea leprosula, 531 nucleotides long. The record is from the annotation of a GenBank genome assembly. NCBI's taxonomy places the organism in Eukaryota, Viridiplantae, Streptophyta, Magnoliopsida, Malvales, Dipterocarpaceae.
AUAGUAUUGGACGUAAGCUAUAACAAUAUCAUCGGCCCUGUUCCUAAAAGCAUUGCGGGGUUAGUUCAUCCGGACCAGCUGAAUUUAGCACACAACACGCUGAGAGGAACCAUGCCGGACGGAAUCUGUGCGCUGCCUAAUCUGGUGAACCUUGCAAUUUCUUAUAAUUUUUUCUUUGAAGAAGAGGGGAUUUGUCAGAAUCUAACGUCUAGAGGUAUUGCGUUUGAUAAUAGUUGGAAUUGUAUUCCGGAUAGAGUUAAGCAGAGGACUUGGAAUGAAUGCCAGGACUUGAAGCAGCAUAAGGUAGACUGCUCAAAGGUCCAGUGCGGUAGCAGCGUCGGUGGUAGUGCAUUUCCAUGUCCCCUUGUCAUGGUACCUCCUGCUGCUGCUGCUGCUGCUGCACCUGUGCUUUCGAAUGCUCCAGUGAAAUGUGAAAUAAGGAUGUAAGAUGAGUUAGAAUCUAAGAAGGCGAAAAAAGGGCUUAAUAGAAAUGCUCACUAUACCAUACCAUAAUAAAUUUUAUAAGAUAAA